Molecule: messenger RNA, 6879 nt
Organism: Adineta steineri
Lineage: Eukaryota; Metazoa; Rotifera; Eurotatoria; Adinetida; Adinetidae
Source: the annotation of a GenBank genome assembly
AUGCCACCACAAGACACAUGUGUACCAUCAAGUCUUACUCUUCGUUGUCCAGCUGGUUCUGUAAUUGUUGUUACAAGCGCUGAAUAUGGUGUUGCACAAGUCGAUGGUUCAUGUAGCUAUACACCAGGUGAUUGUAUUGCUGAUGCAAUGAGUAUAGUCGUAUGUGUAAGUGAUUCUGUUACAUGUAGUAUAUAUGCAACAAAAAAAAAACUACCAGAAUGUAAUGAUCAAUUUGGUAGUUAUGUUCACAUUGAAUAUGAUUGUGUACCAAUGUCAAUGAAUGAUCCAGCACAAGAAUAUAAUGUAUGUCAACAAAAUAGUACAGAUAUAACAAGUGAUCGUGGAAUAUUAAAAAGUCCUGGUUAUCCAUCACAAUUUCAACUUACACCAUCUGAAUGUUUUCGUGCUAUACAUGUACCAGACAAUAAAGUAGUUCGUUUAUGGUUAUCUGAUUUAUAUGUUAGUUCAGCAGGUAUCAAUUGUCCCAACGAUCAUGUAUACGUUGUUGAUAAUGUUCAAACAUUUCGACACUGUGGUCUUAAACGAUAUGCUUAUCCAUAUUUAUGUUCAUCGACUAUUAUUAUUCAAUACAAGACUACAACGCAAAGUUCAUUUUACCGUGGACUGAGAAUGUAUUUUGAAAUAGUUGAUCGAUCACCAAAUGACAACUGUCCAACUGGAUCAGUAACACCUGUGCCAGCAACAACACCAAGUACAACAACUAUCGAAACAGAUGUAACAACAGCUAUACCCAUUUAUGUUGUACUUGGUAUUGCAUCUCCAAUUCGAAGUUUUCAAAUUUGCAAAGGUGAAUCACAUACACUUCAAUGUCCAAAUAAUUAUGUUGUAGCUGUAAGAACAAAUAUAUAUGGUGUUACUCCAACGGAUCAAUGUGAAGAUCAUGAUGCAAGUAAACAUUGUGUUCUUGCGACAGAUCCAACAUUUUAUUGUCGACAAAGUUGUACAUAUAUGUAUACAGGUAAUCGAGUUAUUCCAUCAUGUAGUAAUAAAAUUGCUGCUUAUCAAUAUGUUGAAUAUCAAUGUAUACCAUUAAAAACUGAACUUGUUUCACCAAAUACAACAUGUCCAGCUGAUGGUUCAAAAGUUCCAAUACAAAUUGAUCGUCGAGGUCGUUUUCAAAGUUAUAGAUAUGGUAGUUUUGUUAUGGUAAAAAUGAAUUGCACAUAUCGAUUAAAAACAAAACCUGGUGAUAUUAUGCAUAUUUAUUCACUUGAUGUUAGUUUAAGUGAUUAUUCAUCGGACUGUACAGAAAAUAAACUAUCAUUUGUUGAAGAUGGUGAAACUCAAGGUUCAGAUUUUUGUGAAGAACGAUCAUUUAGAUUACUUUAUUCAACUUGUUCAAAUGAAAUUGAUAUGCGUUAUAUUGUUACAGAUGAUAGUAUGUAUUUCUCAGAUGGUGCUGAAUUAUAUAUUGAAAGUCAAGCACGUCCAUCAGAUUGGUCUUGUGGUAAACCUUUACCAACAACACCUAUUCCACCAACUCAACCAACAAUACCAAUUGUAACACAAACAGCAGUACCUUUAACAAAUGAAACAUCUAUGUUUGCACGUGAUGAACUUGAAACUGAUAUUUGCUUUAAAGGUACAUCAAGUUAUACAUGUCCACUUGGUUAUACAUUUAUUAUGAUUGAUGCUUUCUAUGGUGUUAAAAAACAAUCAUCAAAUAAAUGUGGAUUUGUUCAAGGAGACUGUGUACAUGAUGCAUUACCAUCUUUAACAAUAUGUCGAAAUGAUGCAGCAGGUUGUUUUAUGUCAUACCCAACACAACGUCGUCUUGCUCAAUGUUCAGAUAAUUAUGCUGAUUAUCUACAUAUAACACAUCAAUGUGUACCAAGUCGACCAGUUGGAACUCCACCACCUAUAACCAUGUAUGAUAUUUGUGAUACAAAUGCUCCUAUUGCAAAUGUUAACGGAGUUGUUACUAGUCCAAAUUUUCCAACUUAUAAACAAACAAAUACUGAAUGUAAAAGAUCACUCGUAGGUAUGACAGAUAGAGUUUUAAAAAUUUGGAUGAAUGAAAUGGCUGUAUCAAGCGAUGGUGUACGUAGUUUAGCUGAAGAAUCAGAUGAACCUGAUUUGGUUAUCUAUAAAAAUUAUGAUACAAAAAAUUUAAAUGAUUUCGAAAAAUUAAAUCCAUCAAUUCGUGAUGUUUGUAUAAAAGAUUAUUUAAUAAUAAAUGCUCCACAUGUAGCUUAUGUUUAUUGUGGUACUCGUAAAUUUGCUAUGGCACCUAUUUGUGCAGCAAAUAUAGAUAUUCAAUAUAAAACAACAUCAGCAGCAAAUUUUCUUUAUAAAGGUUUUAAAUUAUAUUUUGAAUGGGUUCCUAAACCAAUGGAUAUAAUUUGUGAUAAUAAUCCAUUACCACCAACAACAACACCUAUUGAUGAAAUAAUACCAGGUUGGGCACAAAAUUUACAACUUUCUCCAAUACUUUCUGCCCAAAUAUGUCUUGGAACAGCACAUACAUUACGAUGUCCUCGUGGAUCUGAUUAUGUUCUUUCUAUAAUUUCAUCAAGUUAUGGUGUAACAGGUACAGGUCUAUGUGAAAUUCCAGCAUCAAAUCAUUGUCAUCAAGAAGCAUCACUUGGUUUAACAUGUACACAUUCAUGUUUUAUUGAAUAUAUUAUUCCAAGACCACUUACACAAUGUAAUGCACAAAAUGCUGAUUAUAUUAGUAUAGAUUAUGAAUGUAUUCCUACACGUUUACCAAAUUCUGAAAAUCCAAUUGAUAUAUGUGCAUCAACAACAACAGAUACAAUUGCAAUGAAUUCAGGUAUAAUGAUUAGUCCACAAUAUCCAAUAUUAGGUGCUGCACGUACUUGUUCAAAAAAAAUUGAAACAUUACCAAAUAAAUUAUGGAUGGUUUUUAUUGUUGAUUUAUUUUUGGAAGGAGGAAGUACUAAUGCUGGUACUUGUGAUGCAGCAUCAUUAAAUAUUUAUGAUGGAAAUGAUAGAAUUAUUCUUUGUGGUUUACAACAACCUGAAUUAGUUUUAGUUAGUUGUUCAAAUAUAGUUGAAUUUAAAUUUGUUUCAACUCAUCAAGCACUUGGUUAUCGUGGUUUUAAAAUAUUUUUUCAAACAAUUGAUGUACCUAGUAAUUGGGCAUGUAAACCAAGUGGUUUUACAACUCCAGCAAUAACAACAACAACAACUCGACCACCAACAACAUCAGGUGCAUUACCACCUAGUUUUCAAAUUGUUGCUUAUGGCGGAACAACAAAUAAUACACGUCAAUAUUGUAAAUUUCCAUUUACAUAUCAAGGCAAUUCACAAGCAAAUUGUCUUAGAACAGAUCCACCAAGUUCACCAUCAGGUCAAACACUUAAAGAACCAUGGUGUUCAUUAACAAGUAAUUUUGAUACGGAUCGUCAAUGGGGAUAUUGUGAAUUAGGUGUUACUGAUUCAACAUUUUAUGAUAUAUGUCGUAGUCAAUCGCAAUCACUUCGAUGUCCACCUGGUUAUGUUAUUGAUAUAAUAACUGCUGAUUAUGCAGCUAAACCUGAUGGAAAUAUCGGUACAGGUGCAUGUAUGUAUGAUAAAAAUGAUUGUUUUCAAAGUGAUACAUUAACAGUUCAAACAACAUGUGCUGGUAAACCAUCAUGUACAGUAUAUCAUUUUAUUAGAACGUUAACAGCAUGUCAAAGUCGAUCAGCAGCUUAUCUUCAUGUUCAUUAUGAAUGUAUACCUAGUGAUAUUCCAGAAAUAACUACAUAUGAUAUAUGUAAUAAUAAUACAUUACCACAAGCUGAUACUCGUCGUGGAUUUAUUGUAUCACCAAAUUUUCCAAAUACACAAGCUAAUCUUGAUUGUACAUUUAAUUUACAUACAUUAAAACCACAUCAAGAUAUACAUGUUUAUAUAGUUGAUAUGGAUUUAACUCCUAUACCUUUACUUGGACAAUCAUGUACAAAAGAUCGAUUAAUUAUUGAUGCUGAUAAUAAUAUUAUGGAAAUGUGUGGUAGAUCAUAUACAAAUUUUUUAAUUAAUACAUGUCAUGCAUCUGUAUCAUUUCAAUUAAUUCGAGCAUCUGAUGCUAAAGGACGUGGUGUUAAAUUUUAUUUUGAAUUUCGUGAACGACCUCCAACUGACGUUUGUCCUGUAUUAUAUACAACUACUGUACGUCCAUCAACAGCACCUACACCACCAAGACCAACAACACAACCAACACGUCCAGUAGAAUUUCCUCAUCCACCACCUCGUGAUAUCAAAACUUUAUGUUAUCCAGAUCUUUCAUCUUUAUUUGGUACAAAUAAUUUUCAAUGUCCAGCAGAUUAUAUAAUUGUUAUUCAACGAGCAUUCUACGGAAAAGGUACUCGUUGUACUUAUACUCCAGGUGAUUGUACAACUGAAGCUGAUAUUGUUUAUCGAACAUGUUCAGGAAAACAAGCAUGUUCAGUAUCAUUUAUAAAUACUGUUCCUAUACCAGAAUGUAAUAAUGGUAUAGCAAGUUAUCUUUUUGUUGAAUAUCAAUGUUUACCAACACCAACCAUUGUUGCAUCUAGUACAGAUUUAUGUACAGCUCAAAUAGAUAUAAUUAGUGGACCAAGUGGUAUGUUAAAAAGUCCAUCAUAUCCAACCUAUGCACAAUCACAAUGUGCUAAUGUAACAUUAAAUUCAAGUGAUUCUAAUAUGGUUAUGUAUAUGUAUUUACUUGAUCUUAAUAUUGAUCCAAUUGAUCCAACUACUGGUAGAUGUACAAAGGAUUAUUUAUCAUUGUCUUAUCAAUGUAAUAAUCUAUUAUAUACUAUGGAGUUAUGUGGUACACGUCCUACAGAACUUUUAUUUAGUACAUGUUCACCAACUGAUAAAAUCUUUGCUUCAUACAAUUUAGUAAGUCAAGAUUUUCAAUCUCAACGUGGUUUUGCAUUACUUUAUCAUCUUGUACCACAAUCAGCUAUACCUACACUUCCUUCAACACCAAGACCAACAACCCCAAUGAUAACAACAACUACAUUGAUACCUGGACCUGGUCCACUUAGUACAUCAAAUCAAGUUUCCACAACAUGUGUUGCAAAAUCUUUAACAAUACGAUGUGAACAACCUCAAUAUGGUCUAGUUAUACAUAAAGUAGAACUUGCUGCAGGUACACCAGGUACUUGUACUUAUUCAAGUCAAGAUUGUUUUGAAGAUCGUACUAAUUCAUAUAAUCCUUGUGGUGGUUUACCCACAUGUAGUAUGUAUGCACCUACUGGUCCAAUGAAAUCAUGUAAUAAUUCACAAUCAACUUAUUUAUAUGCUGAAUACCAAUGUAUACCAACUCGACCAAAACUUAAUCUUGAUGUUUGUGCAUCAGCAAAUACACAACAAAAAGUUGAUGGUGGUGCAAUUAUUUCGUCAAUAAAUUAUACAUCAGCAUCUCAACAAUGUGUAAUACAAUUACAAUCAAAUACAUUACUAGGCAGUCAACAUCGUAAAGGAUUUAGAGUCUAUAUUCUUUCAUUAAAUUUACCAAUGCAAAGUACAUUACGUGAACAAGGUGCACAAUGUAGUGAGAAUGGUCCACAUAUUGAAUUAAAUGAUUAUCAUGGAACUUCAACACGUUUAUGUGGUAAUGGUCAUGCACGUUAUCUAUUUGAAACAUGUGCAGAAACAAUUGAUAUUCGAUAUAAUAAUGUUCAAAUGAAUACAGGUACAACAAAAUAUAAAGGUUUUCAACUUUAUUUUGAAUCAAUUCUAAAUGAUAAAUGUCCAACAUUCCCACCAAUUCCAGCAACAACUCCAACUCCAACACCACCAUUAGCUAUUACAAAUGGUAUUGCUUGUGGAUUAACAGGUGGACGUGAACGUGCUGAUUUUAGUUGUACAGCUGAUCAUGGUCUCGUCUUUUUACAAUCCUACCAAUUUAUUACUAAACAACCUGAUAGAUGUGAUGUAAGUGAACAUACAUGUUAUUAUCCAAGUGAACAACCAGCAUCACAAUGUUCAGGUCAACAAGCAUGUUCAUAUAUUCAUGUAAUGCCAUCUAUGCCAACACAAACUGUUUGUGCAAAUCGACCAGGUGAUUCAGUUGAAUUUUAUUAUCAAUGUUUACCAAUGAGACCAUCAUCAUCAUAUCAUACAUAUACACUAUGUCAAGAUCAACAAACUUCACAAUCUAUGGGAUUUAUUCAAACAGCUGGCUAUCCAAAUACAUAUGCAAAUGGAGUACAACAGUGUUCAUUACGUAUUCCAUUACCAAAUGAUGGUCGAACAUAUUCAGUUUAUCUUUAUGUACUUGAUCUAUCUUUACGUGAUUAUUCAGUAAUAGAUCUAACGACUUCAGACAAAUGUUUUGAUUCAAUAAAAUACACCGAUGGAGGUCAAACAUAUGAAUUAUGUGGAAGAAUUGAUCAACCUGCAUUUAUAUAUAAUUCAAAUGAAAAAGCACUUAAUUUAACACUAAAUAUAUCAACAGCAGCACAACCAAGUGUAUGGAAUGAUUGGCAAGGUGCAAGAUUAUUUUAUAUUAUUGGAAAUCAAGCUUUACCACGUCCACCAACAUCUGUAACAACAACAUCAGCAGGACCAGAAAUAACAACAAGUACAAGAGAUCCUACUAUAACUGAUCCAACUCCAGACAAAAAACCAAGUCAUGGAGGUACUAUUGCCGGUGUUAUUAUUGGUGUUCUAGCAGUCAUAGCUGCUGUAAUUGGUUUUCUAUACUAUCGUCGUCGUAUAGCAACAGGAAGAGGUAAUGCACCUACUGUUUCAUAUGGUGCUGAUCAAAUUACUAUGGAAAAUCCUUUGGCAACUGCAAAAAAACCGACAGGUGGAAGUAUUCCAUCAAAAUCAUUCGGACCAUCAACAAUUACUAGUCCGUUUUAUCAAAAACCAGCAGCUACUGAAAAAGGAGAAAAUGAUGAUGCAGCGGAUGCUUGA